Molecule: messenger RNA, 312 nt
Organism: Exophiala bonariae
Lineage: Eukaryota; Fungi; Ascomycota; Eurotiomycetes; Chaetothyriales; Herpotrichiellaceae
Gene: NHP1
Product: High mobility group nhp1
Exons: 3
Coding region: 1-312 (103 amino acids)
Molecular function (GO): DNA binding, bending
Source: RefSeq, a predicted model, not a curated record
AUGCCUAAAGCCAGCGCAAAGACCUCCAAGUCUAAGGGACGUGGUGCUGAGAAGAAGAAGAAGGACCCCAAUGCUCCCAAGCGCGGUCUUUCCGCUUACAUGUUCUUCGCCAACGAACAACGUGAGAAUGUUCGUGAGGAGAACCCCGGCAUCAGCUUCGGUCAGGUCGGCAAGGUUCUCGGUGACAGAUGGAAGGCCCUCAGCGAGAAACAGCGAGAGCCCUAUGAGAAGAAGGCCGCGACUGACAAGAAGCGAUAUGAAGAUGAGAAGGCCAAGUACAAUGCCCAAGAAGAUGAUGAGGACUCCGGUUAA